ACUCAUUAACUCCAGCAGACUUUACUCCCUCCCGUUUGUAAUAGAGCCACCAGCUGAUUAACUCUGGUUAAAGCUUAUUUACAAAAAGCCUGCAGGUAUAGUCUGGUACCCGACGUGUUAAAAUGAGCGACACUUCAGGAGACGAUAAUGAGAUAUCCUUUCCAGUAAAGUUUCUUGGCCGAGUUGAGGUGGUCCGGCCUGACGGACUACAGGUCCUGGAGGAAGCAGCUCAAAGUCUAAAGACACCAGACAAAUACUCCCCGGAAAAGGCAGCGAAGAAGAGCAAGAUCCAUCUCUUCCUGUCACUGAGUGGGGUGGACAUUUUGGAAAAUAAAACCAAGUUUUUGUUGUACGCGUGCCCUCUCUCCACUAUCUCCUUCUGCGCGGUGUUGCCAUCUUCACCCAAAGUCUUUGGCUUUGUGGCCAAGCACCCUGCAGCAGACAUGAACCACUGUUAUCUGUUCCAAAGCCAGAAGUUUUCCCACGUGCUGGUCUCACUCAUUGGGGAUGCUUUCCGAGCUUCAAAAAAGGAAGAGAGUGUAAGGGGAGGACGAGACCUGAUAGUGGAGGCACUUAGACAUAAGAAUAAAAUGCUGCAGAGAGAGAAUGCUGAGAUGAAGAGGAGACUUGCAGCACAGAUUAACUGACCAAUGAUACUUUUGCAUGCUGUUAAGCUAACAAAAACUAAAUUUCACAACAACUCAGAAUAAUAUAUGUGAUCAUGACGUUGUAUUAUUACCCUUUUUCCGAAGUAUAGUGAACUACCCAUAUUUAAUGUUGAAGCUCUGCAUCCACAACAGUAGGGGGCAGCAGUAAUCUUCACAUCUGUCAAUCUCAUGCCAUCCAAGAACUGGGUGUUGCGUUAAAAUGCUGUCUUCAGUGUUGGGGAUGUUGAGGGCAAUUGUUGUACUUUCAUGAAGAGUUAAACAGUCUUAAAAAACCACACAGGAAGACAUUUGUUAUGGCGGACAAAUUGGUGUUUGAGUUGCCCAACUUUCAAAAGCCGACUCGUAAGAACUGGAAAUGUGGUUAAUUUCAGCGACUAAUGGUAGAAUAUCUUUGUGCGAUUAAGCAACAGUUGGAUAAUAAAUAGAACGUGCAUACCUUU
Messenger RNA from Scatophagus argus, 1108 nucleotides. Its product is annotated as PTB domain-containing engulfment adapter protein 1-like. NCBI's taxonomy places the organism in Eukaryota, Metazoa, Chordata, Actinopteri, Scatophagidae. The transcript is spliced from 7 exons. The record is from RefSeq and is a predicted model, not a curated record. Bases 123 to 647 code for a protein of 174 amino acids.